AUGAUGGGGUUUAGUGUUAGACAAAAACUGAAGAGGGAGGACAAAAGAGGUUACACAUUAGAAGUUCAGUAUUACAAGGAGGAAGAAUGGGAGGAUAAUUGGAAAGUGAUUGUGAAUAAAUAUAGAUUGACGGGAAAUGCAUUGGUGGAAGCACAAUAUGGCACAAGAAAGCAGUGGGCUGAUACUUUUCUUUGUGGUUUUUAUUUUGGUGGAGCUACUGCUACCGAUAGAUGUGAAUCUAUUAAUGCAUUAUUGAAAAGAGAUUUGCAAAAUAAAAUACCAAUGUGGAUGUUUAUACAACACUUUGACCAUGUUUUAUCUAUGUUACAUUACAACAAAAUGAAAGAGCACUACAAAACUAAUUUGACUGAACCAGUUUUGAACCAGACAACUAUGUCGUGUGUGGAGGAUGAAAUUUCUUCAAUUUUCACAAGGAAAAUUUUUACAAGGAUAAGAAAGGAGAUACGACGUGGCGAUAAUUAUAUUGUCCUGAAGGACGAUAAGAUACUAGAUUACACUCUUUGUUUGGUCAAAAAAUACAUUGGUUUUGGAUUAAAGCGCAAAGUGUUAAUCUCCAAUGAUGGGGAUGAUGUGCGAUUUGAUUGCUAUUCUUUUGAGACAAAAGGAAUUCCAUGUAGACAUAUUUUUAUUUCAUUGAAGAAUUUGGAGAGAAGAAGUUUGCCAAUUUGUAUGGUAAAUAGACGUUGGUUAAAAGAUGCUAAAGAAGUUCAAUUGUUGACUCAAGGUAAUGAAAGAAAGUGUCCUCAUCUUGAAGUUAUUGAAAAUUCUAGGUACGGUGGUAUAACAACACAAACUACUAUCACAUCGUACCUUGCUAUAAGAUUGCGAGAAGCAUUCCAAAAGGCUAUGAAAGAUAUAUCAGAGUUGAAUGCAUAA
Humulus lupulus (European hop) is the source of this 897-nucleotide messenger RNA. RefSeq names its product protein FAR1-RELATED SEQUENCE 5-like. The record is from RefSeq and is a predicted model, not a curated record. Lineage: Eukaryota; Viridiplantae; Streptophyta; Magnoliopsida; Rosales; Cannabaceae. The coding region runs from base 1 to 897 and encodes 298 amino acids. Gene Ontology annotation, biological process: regulation of DNA-templated transcription. The transcript is spliced from 2 exons.